Molecule: messenger RNA, 792 nt
Organism: Cordyceps fumosorosea ARSEF 2679
Lineage: Eukaryota; Fungi; Ascomycota; Sordariomycetes; Hypocreales; Cordycipitaceae
Product: oxidoreductase, short-chain dehydrogenase/reductase family
Exons: 3
Coding region: 1-792 (263 amino acids)
Source: RefSeq, a predicted model, not a curated record
AUGGGCUUCCCUUACAAAACUGUACUCCUCGUCGGCGCCACUUCCGGCAUCGGAGCUGGCCUCGCCGACAGACUUGUUCAAGAGGGCGCUAAAGUCAUCGCCGUCGGGCGUCGCCAGGACCGACUCGACAACUUCGUCCAGAAGCACGGCGCCGAGAGGUCCGCCGCCAUCAAGUACGACGUCACCGAUAUAAACGGCCUCGACGCCUUUGUCCAACGUGUUGUCAAGGAACACCCGGGCCUCGACUGUGUCUUUCUCAACUCAGGAGUACAGAGCAUGAUUCGCCUCUCACAGCCUGGCAACGUUGACCUCGGCGCGUUUCACCGUGAGAUCAACACAAACUUCACCUCGGUCGUUAACCUGGCCCUCAAGUUCAGCGCCGUGCUGCUCGAGAAGCAAGAGCCCACCGCGCUCAUUGUCACCGGCACGCACCUCUCCAUUGUGCCGUCGGUGGCCAUGCCGGCGUACUCGUGCUCCAAGGCCGCGCUACACGCCUUCGUGGACUGCCUCCGCCGCCAGAACCAGGGCAAGAGCUGCCGCUUUAUUGAGAUCAACGCCCCGGCUGUGCAAACCGAGCUCCACGACUACAUGGGCGAGCGCGGCCGCUCCUUUGGCAUGCCGCUCGCUGACUUUGUCGACCAAGUCUACCCCCAGCUGGAGAGAUCGGAGGAGCAUACCUCGGUUGGCAUUCCGCUCGGUAUAUCUGAAGAUGACUACAAGAGUUUUGUUGGAACUAGACAAAGAAUGUUUAAUCAGCUCUCGGAUGUCAUCAUGGCAAAUAUGCAGCUUUAA